AAAACAAAACAAGGAGAAGUCAUCAAACACCCUUUACCCAAUUUCACCUUCUUUUCCUACCAUUUAAUUUGAUUCCUCCGUUAUUUUAACAAAAUUUUUAUCUACAAAAGACCCAUUUGAUUACAGAAAAUGCCUAGCUAAGAAGACCUAUCAAACCCCAUCAUCUCUAUUUGAGUUCUUUUGUUGCCAUUUUCAGUUGUUUUUACUUUAAACAAGUGACUUUAAAGUUUCUUGUUUGAUAAAGAAGUGCUGAGAUAUGGUAAAGCAAGGACCCUGCUGUCACUGUGGUGUUACAAGUACCCCUCUAUGGCGCAAUGGACCUCCAGAGAAACCAGUACUGUGUAACGCAUGUGGAUCACGGUGGAGAACUAAAGGAUCACUCUCAAACUACACACCUCUUCAUUCCAGGGGAGAACCAGAUGAGUUGGAGUACAGGGUCAGAAUGAAGGCCAUGUCCUUAAAACAUAAAGAAGCAAAGGUGCUAAAACGAAAGCAGAAUCAUGGUGUGGAUGUAGUCUCUAGAGUUGCCCCUGAUACUGCUUCCCAAAAGGGUGUUCGGGAUGCUCUUCACUACAAUCAGGGAUACUUAAAGACCCUUGAUGAAGAUACAAGUAAUAGAUCAAGUUCUGGCUCAGCAAUAUCACCCUCUGGGAGCUGUGUGCAUCUUGGUAGUGCAGAUGCAAGUGAUUUGACAGGUGCAACCCAAUCCAUUGUGUGGGAUAGUACUGUACCCUCAAGGAAGAGGACCUGUGUUGGUCGCGCAAAGCCAUCUUCGGUUGAGAAGCUUACAAAAGAUUUAUAUACCAUUCUACAAGAACAGCAGUCAUACUUCUCUGGAUCUACUGAGGAAGAUGUGCUUUUGGAGUGUGAUACUCCAGUAGUCUCUGUAGAGAUAGGACAUGGAAGUGUGCUUAUCCGGCAUCCAAAUUCAGUAGCCCGUGAUGAGGAAUCGGAAGCUAGCUCCUUUUCAGUAUAUAACAAGCCACAUCCUGCUAAUGAAGCUUGUUCAGAGUUUAUUACCCUGCGUAACCAUACUUUAAACAGGUUCAACAAUUUUUCGUCGGCUGAAAUUGAGGGAAAGAAGCAGCCUGGACAUGAAAAGGAGCAUGAGCUAUAUAAAAGAAAGGACCAGCAAGAAAAUCUAGAGACUGUUGGGAAUCACAAAUCACCAAUAUUUUCCAUAGAACUAAAUGAUGUGCUAAACUAUGAGGAGUUCAGGAGGCACAUAACCAACCAUGAACUGCAAGAAUUACUAAAUUUGUUGCCUUCCACUGAUAUUCUUGGACUCCCAGACAGCCUCAAACUUAUGUUUGAAAGCCCACAGUUCAAGGAAAAUGUAUCAGCUUUCCAGAAACUUAUUGCAGAUGGUGUUUUUGAUCUAUCCUCAGCAGAGGUUAACAAUGAAUGCAAUAGUACAUUGACGAGGCUCUUACUUCACACAUUGACAAAAUCAUGUUGGGUGGAGCAAUAUAAUAUACUAAAGGAUACAAAUUGUGGAAGUACCGUUGGUGGUUCUUCUGAUGCCAGGGAACAUGCAGCUGUUGCAUCUGCUCAGUCACUGGAGAUAAAAAGAUCCCGUGUUGGUCAACCUCAGAAUAUUCCAGUUUCAGGAGGGAAAAAAGCUGUGAAGACUAACUAUGGACUAAAGGCACCAAUGGACAAAGAAGCUACUUUCUUCAGUCCAAAAACCCGACUUGUGCAGCCUCCUGAUAAUACUUCUCUUAUGCCGGAUUGUUUUCAGUUUGGAGAUGAAAGUUCUGAUCAUGAUCUUUUACUUAACAUACCAUCCCACAGUUCUUUCCCGCAGGCAGAGCUGCUUUUGCCAACUCAGGGUUUUGGUGCUCAAGCUAGUACUAGUAGCUCAAUAUACCAUAACCAUGUUCUGCAUUGAUUUCAAACAAAACCUCAUUAGGCCCAACUUUUGGUCACCAGUUUCGAACUGUCGUUUCGGAUGAAUUCUUGUACUGGCUCAUUAUAUUUAAAACACUGGAGAUGUAAAGGUCUGCUAAAGAGGCUUACUUGAUGCCCUUUGUGUACCUUGUUUAAACUUAAAAAUAAGGCCAACUCCUACAGGUGAGGACUCUGAGGACAGUGGAUAUAUACAUGUAAUUUUGUAUAGGUUAAAGAUAAUAUUGUAAGAUAUACAUCUAUGUGGUCAUGUGGUGUUACUCUGGUUCUUGUAAGUUGUAAGUUGCAACCUUGUUGUUAUUUUCA
Molecule: messenger RNA, 2214 nt
Organism: Daucus carota subsp. sativus
Lineage: Eukaryota; Viridiplantae; Streptophyta; Magnoliopsida; Apiales; Apiaceae
Product: GATA transcription factor 26
Exons: 9
Coding region: 257-1891 (544 amino acids)
Biological process (GO): regulation of DNA-templated transcription
Molecular function (GO): sequence-specific DNA binding; zinc ion binding
Source: RefSeq, a predicted model, not a curated record